ACUCUCCUCGAACGCGCGACGCCGCCGCCAGAGUCUCCGGCUCGCCGCACUUCCCGCCUCGCCGUCGCCGUCGCCGUCGCCGUCGCCCCUCCCGCCGGUAGGAGAAGGUAGCUCGGCGCCUCGGUGACUUGGCGUCGCGCUCUGCGCCCCUGCCGCUCUCGGUCGGUAGGCUCUCGUCUCACGCGGCCCCUUCCACCGCUUCACGCCGCCGGCAGUGAGCAGUCAGCUGCGAGGACCCGCUCCACCGAGAGAGCUAACGCCGCCGCCGCCCGCGGUGCGCGUAGUGCUCGAGACUGCUGCUGGUGUUGAUAGUGUUAUCUGGGAUUUUUAGUCUGAGGAUGGGGAGGGCGAAGAGCAAGGGCCCUAAGUUCGCCGCCGUCAAGAAGAUCAUCACCAAGAAGACCAUCCAGAAGUACAAGGAGGAUGUGUUGAACCCCAAGAAGAAGGAUAACGAGAAGGAGAAGCUCGGGCGGAAUGUGCCUCAGGUCUCUUCGGCGCUGUUCUUCAGCUACAACACAGCGCUCGGGCCGCCAUACCGGGUUAUUGUGGAUACAAACUUCAUCAAUUUCUCCAUCCAGAACAAGUUGGAUUUGGAGAAAGGAAUGAUGGACUGCCUUUAUGCAAAAUGCACACCAUGUAUCACGGAUUGUGUUAUGGCGGAGCUUGAAAAGCUGGGACAAAAGUAUCGUGUAGCAUUGAGAAUUGCAAAGGACCCUAGGUUCCAGAGAUUAGCAUGCACACACAAGGGAACUUAUGCUGAUGACUGUAUCGUAGAGAGGGUUACUCAGCACAAGUGCUACAUCGUCGCAACAUGUGAUAGAGAUUUGAAAAGGAGGAUAAGAAAGGUUCCUGGUGUUCCAAUCAUGUAUAUCACUCGGCACAGGUACUCGAUAGAACGACUCCCUGAAGCUACAAUCGGAGGAGCACCAAGAAUCUGAUCGGCACGGACAUAAAAAAUGGGGAAUGUUUCACUGUUCAACUUGCUGGCCAAGAAUACUGCUGUAGUAGCCUUUUGAAACAAAUGCUGUAGUGAGCUGUGCUAAUUGUAACCACUUCAAAGUUUUGUACCAACCUCAUGAGGAUAUUACUGUUAUCGAGAUCCAAGAGAUGUGUUUGCUUCCUUCUUCGUGUGUCUAUGCCAUUUGAAUGAGGAUAUUACUGGAAGGAAGCAAAGUUUUGAAUUUACUUGUUAUGAAAGAGAAGGCGCUAUCUUUUGCUGA
This is a messenger RNA of Oryza sativa Japonica Group (Japanese rice), 1220 nucleotides long. RefSeq lists its product as uncharacterized. NCBI's taxonomy places the organism in Eukaryota, Viridiplantae, Streptophyta, Magnoliopsida, Poales, Poaceae. Gene Ontology annotation, cellular component: nucleolus; small-subunit processome. The record is from RefSeq and is a predicted model, not a curated record.